AUGGCGGCCAUGAGUCUUUUGCAUCGGGCUUCGGUUUCUGCAGUGGCCGCUCUGUCCGGCCGCCGUCUUGGCACUCGACUUGGAUUCGGAGGCUUCCUCACCCGUGACCUCCCGAAGACUGUCGCUCCUGUACGACACAGUGGAGACCAUGGGAAAAGACUGUUUAUCAUCAAGCCUUCCGGAUUCUAUGACAAACGUUUUUUGAAAUUACUGAGAUUCUACAUUUUGUUGACUGGGAUUCCAGUAGCAAUUGGCAUAACUUUGAUAAAUGUAUUCAUUGGUGAAGCUGAGUUAGCAGAAAUUCCAGAAGGCUAUGUCCCAGAACACUGGGAAUAUUUCAAGCAUCCUAUAUCAAGAUGGAUUGCCCGAACUUUCUUUGAUGCUCCUGAAAAGAAUUAUGAAAGAACAAUGGCUAUCCUUCAAAUUGAAGCUGAAAAGGCUGAAUUACGAUUAAAGGAGCUGGAAGUACGAAGAUUAAUGCGAGCAAGAGGCGAUGGCCCCUGGUUUCAGUAUCCGACCAUCGAUAAGGCACUUGUUGAUCGUUCUCCAAAAGCAACACCUGACAACUAA
This is a messenger RNA of Rangifer tarandus platyrhynchus (Svalbard reindeer), 570 nucleotides long. Lineage: Eukaryota; Metazoa; Chordata; Mammalia; Artiodactyla; Cervidae. The record is from the annotation of a GenBank genome assembly.